UCACGUCCACGAAAAGCGGUUGGGACAACGCCGCCGCUGGGCGUAUUAUUUUCAUUGUUUAUUUCGGCUAUUUAUGAAAUAGUGUAUUAAGUUAAUAACAAUGGCUCGAAAUCCAAAGCUAGAAGAAUUCGAAAUUGAAAGAAAACCCUCCAGAUUCCAGGGGGUGCGAAGUGGCAGCGAUUUUUUUUCACGAAAGCAUUCGCAUUUUCUCGAUAAAAAUGCAUCCAGGGGAAGAUCGCUGAGGGGUUGGGGUAAACUCCUGCUGUUCUACCUGAUCUUCUACUCGUCCCUGGUGCUGCUAUUCGCCAUCUGCAUGACUACCUUCAUGCAGCAGUUCAUCAACCCCCGAGUACCGCGGUUGCAGCAAGAGUACAGCGUAAUCGGCACCAGCCCUGGGCUCGGUUUCCGGCCCCUGCCCCCGGACGUCAGGAGCACCCUCAUCUGGUACAAGGGCACCGGAUACGACAGCUACAAAUACUGGGAGGACGCGCUCAAAGAAUUCCUAUCAGUGUACAAGCGCAAGGGCCAAACGGCCGGCGCCGGUCAGAACAUCCACGACUGCGACUGGAACCGCUCGCCCCCGCCCGGCAAGAUCUGCGACGUCGACAUACGCAGCGGGUACGAGCCCUGCACCGAGGAGAACCACUUCUCCUUCCACAAGAGUUCACCCUGCAUCUUCUUGAAGCUUAACAAAAUAUAUGGUUGGAGACCAGAGUUCUACGAGCCCCACGAAUUGCCUCCUGACAUGCCAGAAGAUCUGCAGCAACAUAUCAGGAGUCUAUCCAGUGCUAACAACCAUACGAACAUGAUCUGGAUAUCCUGCCAGGGCGAGACGCCGGCCGACCGCGAGAAUAUUGGCCCCGUGCAGUACCUCCCGCACCGAGGCUUCCCCGGCUACUACUAUCCGUACGAGAACGCCGAGGGCUAUCUCAGUCCACUGGUCGCGCUGUAUCUAAAGAGACCUAGAACUGGCAUAGUAAUCAACAUCGAGUGCCGAGCGUGGGCGAAGAACAUCAUUUAUAACCGAAAAGAAAGACAGGGAAUCGUCCAUUUUGAACUUAUGAUCGAGUAGACAACACAAGGGGCCCGUUUCUCAAAAGCUUGUAAU
Messenger RNA from Cydia fagiglandana, 1108 nucleotides. RefSeq names its product sodium/potassium-transporting ATPase subunit beta-2-like. The record is from RefSeq and is a predicted model, not a curated record. NCBI's taxonomy places the organism in Eukaryota, Metazoa, Arthropoda, Insecta, Lepidoptera, Tortricidae. Gene Ontology annotation, biological process: intracellular potassium ion homeostasis; intracellular sodium ion homeostasis; sodium ion export across plasma membrane. The transcript has 7 exons. Gene Ontology annotation, cellular component: sodium:potassium-exchanging ATPase complex. The coding region runs from base 101 to 1072 and encodes 323 amino acids. Gene Ontology annotation, molecular function: ATPase activator activity.